CUCUCUCUCUCUCUCUCUCUCUCUCUCUCACUUCUCAAUCAACUCUGUAGUAUUCAGCUUCUUCCUUUCUCGUUUCUAUCAUUCUAAACAAAAUUGGACUAUCAUCACUCUUUCAGAUCUCUCUCUCUCUCUCUCUCUCUCUCUCUCUCUCUCACCUCUUCCAUUGCGCUUUUCAAAGCAGAAGAAGUUGAAGGAUAAAACAUAGCAAAAUGUAUGAUGUUAAGAUAGUCCGAAAGUAAAAUGAUCAUUGAUAUGCCAUCAUCCAUGGCUCAAAAUUCUAGGACAGGCAGAUCAUCUUUUAGCUCUAGCAAUGGCAAUGAGAACAACUAUGCUGCUAUUAACAAUGUUGAUGACUAUGAUAGUGAUAGCUCAAAUUUGGCACCAUCCACACCAUCAACUCUGUCAAUGGCUGUUCCCGCAGAAUUGGCUGGAGCUAUACCCUUAAUCGACAGAUUUCAGGUGGAUGGAUUUUUGAAACUGAUGCAUAAACAAAUUCAAUCUGCUGGGAAACGCGGAUUUUUUUCUAAACGAUCUUCAGAUCCCCAAGCUCGUGAAAAAUUUACAUUCGAGGACAUGCUGUCUUUUCAAAAGGAUCCAAUACCAUCAUCAUUGCUUAAGAUCAAUGGCGAUUUAGUAAGUCGGGCGACAAAAUUAUUCCAGAUAAUUUUGAAGUAUACUGGAGUUGAUUCAACUGAUUGUGCAAAUCCCUUAAGCUUAGACGAACGAGUUGAGCUCGUUGGGAAACUAUACAAGCAAAGUUUGAAACGUGCAGAACUCCGAGACGAGCUUUUUGUUCAGAUAUCAAAACAAACAAGAAAUAACCCUGAGAGGCAAUAUUUGAUCAAAGCAUGGGAGCUUAUGUAUAUAUGUGCAUCCUCCAUGGCUCCUAGUAAAGACAUUGCGGUUUAUGUAUCAGAUUAUGUUCAUAACAUAGCUCAUGGUGUGGCUACUGAUUCUGAGAUCCAAGCCCUUGCGUUAGAUACGUUGAACGCUUUGAAGCGUUCGGUCAAGGUCGGUCCUAGACAUAUAAUACCUGGGCGAGAGGAGAUUGAAGCUUUGUUGACUGGGAGAAAGCUCACAAAUAUAGUGUUCUUCUUAGAUGAAACAUUUGAAGAAAUUACUUAUGACAUGUCGACUACAGUUGCUGAUGCUGUUGAGGAACUUGCAGGGCUCAUUAAACUGUCAGCAUACACUAGCUUUAGUUUGUUUGAAUGUCGUAAAGUUGUUACGAGUUCCAAAUCAUCUGAUCCUGGGAACGAAGAGUAUAUUUGGUUAGAUGAUAACAAAUAUAUAGGGGAUCUUCUGGCGGAAUUUAAAGCAGCAAAAGAUCGAAGUAAAGGAGAAAUCUUGCACUGUAAACUUAUAUUCAAGAAAAAGUUGUUUCGUGAGUCCGAUGAUGCUGUGACAGAUCCAAUGUUUUUGCAGUUGUCCUAUGUACAAUUGCAGCAUGAUUAUAUUUUGGGUAAUUAUCCUGUUGGAAAGGACGAUGCCUCUCAGCUUUCUGCAUUACAAAUCUUGGCUGAGAUUGGACCUGUUAGCACACCUGAAUCGUGCACUAACUGGAAUUCAUUUCUGGAGCGAUUCCUUCCUCGACAAAUUUCAAUGACACGAGCAAAACGAGAAUGGGAGUGUGAUAUUCUUUCUCGAUAUCAUUCAUUGGUGCAUCUGACAAAAGACGAUGCAAGACAACAAUUUCUGCGUAUAUUGAGAGCACUUCCUUACGGGAAUUCCGUUUUCUUCAAUGUUCGCAAGAUUGAUGAUCCGAUUGGAAUCUUGCCUGGAAGAAUAAUAAUAGGAAUCAAUAAACGAGGGAUUCAUUUUUUUCGUCCAGUUCCUAAGGAAUAUUUGCACUCAGCCGAGUUGAGAGACAUAAUGCAAUUUGGAAGCAGCAACACUGCCGUCUUUUUCAAAAUGCGAGUAGCCGGCGUUCUUCACAUAUUCCAGUUUGAAACCAAGCAGGGGGAAGAAAUUUGUGUAGCUCUUCAGACACAUAUAAAUGAUGUAAUGCUUCGCCGCUAUUCGAAAGCACGGUCUUCUAGUGGCGGUAGUUCUUUGAAUGGAGAUAUUUCUAAUAACUCAAAGCCUCCUAAUGUAGAAUCAUAUGAGAAGCUCAUUCAAGAUUUAUCCAAACUUGUUGAAGAAUCUCAAAGAAAUGCUGAUCAAUUGCAUAAAGAAUUGCUUGAGAAGCAAGAACAAGAAGAAAAGAUGCAAGAACAAAUAGAGGGCUUGAAGGAAUCCUUAAAAGCUAAUAACCAAAAUCUCGAGGCAGUUACAAGUGACUGUGAAAGGCUUAGAUUAUUAUGCAGUAAAAAAGAUCAGGCGCUACAGGUUAUAGAGAACAAUUCCAAAAAGGAUCUUGUUGAAACAAAUAGCCAAGUGCUACAAAAGCUUAAAUAUGAGCUAAAAAAUUGUAAAGAUGAGCUUCAUUCAGCUGAAGAAACUAUCAAAACCUUGGCGAGUGAAAAAAUGAUUUUGGAACAGAAGUUAUCUGUGCUUGAGAAGAGGAAUGCUGAAGGGAGUAGCUCUCUUCAACGGAAACUUGAACAAGAGCGCAAAGCUGUGAAGUCUGAAGUGUAUGACCUUGAAAGAAAGCUAGAAGGGUAUAGACAAGAAUUAACGGCUGCUAAGUCUAUUAUUUCAGUCAAGGACUCUGAGUUGGCUGCAUUGCAAAAUAAUUUAAAGGAACUGGAUGAAUUGCGUGAAAUAAAAGAGGACAUUGAUAGAAAGAAUGAACAGACAGCUGCUAUAUUGAAGAUGCAAGGGGCUCAAUUAGCCGAAAUGGAAGCUCUUUAUAAAGAAGAACAAGUUUUACGAAAGCGUUAUUUUAAUGUAAUAGAAGACAUGAAAGGCAAGAUCAGAGUUUAUUGUCGGCUAAGACCUGUUAGUGAAAAAGAGGUUUCUGAGAAAGAAGGAGAAGCUGUAAUUGCAGUAGAUGAGUUUACUGUCGAGUUUUUAUGGAAAGAAGAUAAGCCAAAGCAGUUCAUGUAUGAUCGUGUUUUUCGGGGUGAUGCAACUCAAGAAACCGUGUUUGAGGAUACAAGGUAUUUGGUGCAAUCUGCUGUAGAUGGUUAUAAUGUUUGCAUAUUUGCUUAUGGCCAAACUGGCUCUGGAAAGACGUUUACAAUCUAUGGAUCAGAAGACAACCCCGGGCUUACACCUCGUGCAAUUGCUGAACUUUUUAGAAUUUUAAGGAGGGACAGUAACAAGUAUUCCUUUUCCUUGAAGGCAUACAUGGUGGAGUUAUAUCAAGACAACCUUAUUGAUCUUCUAUUGCCUAAGAAUGCAAAGCAUUCAAAAUUGGAUAUCAAGAAGGAUUCGACGGGAAUGGUUGUUGUGGAAAAUGUGACAGUGAUGUCAAUUUCUACAAUCGAAGAAUUGAAUAACAUAAUACAAAAGGGAUCUGAACGACGGCAUAUAUCGGGGACACAAAUGAAUGAAGAAAGUUCAAGAUCUCAUCUCAUUCUUUCAAUAGUAAUUGAAAGCACCAAUCUUCAAAGUCAGUCAGUUGCAAGGGGAAAGUUGAGUUUUGUUGAUCUUGCUGGUUCAGAAAGAGUCAAAAAGUCAGGUGCUAAGGGUAGUCAGCUGAAGGAAGCACAGAGUAUAAACAAAUCAUUAUCAGCACUUGGAGAUGUUAUUAGUGCUUUGUCUACUGGUGGUCAAUACACACCUUACAGGAAUCACAAGUUAACUAUGUUGAUGAGUGAUUCACUUGGUGGUAAUGCCAAAACUCUCAUGUUUGUCAAUGUUUCUCCAAUUGAAUCAAGCUUGGAUGAGACUCAUAACUCUCUCAUGUAUGCAUCGCGAGUGAGAUCAAUUGUGAAUGACCCUAGCAAAAAUGUUUGUUCAAAGGAAAUAGCGCGAUUAAAGAAGUUGGUUGCAUAUUGGAAACAACAAGCUGGUAGAGGACUGGAUGAAGAUUUAGAAGAAAUUCAAGACACACCGACUAAAGAUAGGCCUGAUAGUCAUGGUAGCAACUCUAGCUCUAGGUGAAUAGGACGAGCAUUCAAAUAGCCACCAGUGCAAUGGAUUGAUCAUGUGCACAAUUUUCUUUUAUAAAUGAACUAUCAUCAAUUUCUUUGAUUAAACAGGCUGAAAUUACUGUUGUAUAGUUUAAUUUUGUAUAUAGUAUUAAUCCUUUUUACUCUUGCGGAUUUAAAUGUAUACGUUAUUAUUCUAUCUAAAUGUUUCAUAUCUUCAAAAUAAA
Molecule: messenger RNA, 4204 nt
Organism: Cicer arietinum (chickpea)
Lineage: Eukaryota; Viridiplantae; Streptophyta; Magnoliopsida; Fabales; Fabaceae
Product: kinesin-like protein KIN-14E
Biological process (GO): microtubule-based movement
Cellular component (GO): cytoskeleton
Molecular function (GO): oxidoreductase activity; ATP binding; microtubule motor activity
Source: RefSeq, a predicted model, not a curated record